This is a messenger RNA of Argiope bruennichi, 555 nucleotides long. RefSeq lists its product as uncharacterized. NCBI's taxonomy places the organism in Eukaryota, Metazoa, Arthropoda, Arachnida, Araneae, Araneidae. The record is from RefSeq and is a predicted model, not a curated record. The transcript has 2 exons. The coding region runs from base 1 to 555 and encodes 184 amino acids. Gene Ontology annotation, molecular function: nucleic acid binding.
AUGCCUGGACCUUUAUUCCUUAAAGAAGACAAGAAGAGCUGGGUUCUAAUUUUUACUUGUGCAGUGUACACAGCAGUUCAUUUCGAGAUUGUUACUGCUGCAUCGACUGAUGUUUUUUUAAUGGCCUUUAGGAGAUUUGUUUCUCGCAGAGGAAGAUGCACAACAAUAUACUGCGAUAAUGGCUCCAAUUUUGUUGGAGCAGCCAACUAUUUAAAACAGCUGGAUUGGAAUCGUAUCCAAAAAUAUGGAACAAUAAACUCUAUUGACUGGAAGUUUAAUCCUCCAACUGCUGCCUGCGACAGUAUGAGUGUAUUGCAGCAGUUGGGAAAUACUGAAAAUGCCAUGAACCCUAUUUUAUUCAAUAUCAUCGAUACAAUUUCUUCAUUGAAAGCCAGAGGCUUUAAUAUUCUCUUCUGUUGGAUUCAUAACCAUGUCAGUAUUCUAGGCAAUGAGAAGGCACAUACUGCGGCCCGAACAGCCUCUGUUGCUUUGGACCAUUUAGUCCCUCAAGCACAUAUACUUAAUUUUGUGAAGAAAUAUAUCAUUGCAAAAUGA